Drosophila simulans is the source of this 2006-nucleotide messenger RNA. RefSeq lists its product as uncharacterized. The transcript is spliced from 3 exons. Bases 355 to 1743 code for a protein of 462 amino acids. The record is from RefSeq and is a predicted model, not a curated record. Lineage: Eukaryota; Metazoa; Arthropoda; Insecta; Diptera; Drosophilidae.
AGCGAACCAAGUUAAUUCCGUUUCCGACUCGCACUCCACAGUCGAUAAAAAGCUUUCGUGCGAGACAGACGUGCAUAACGCAGUAGCGAUUUUUAAUUCGAACCAAAACCAAAAUCCAAACCAACUGCAAACUGCAACUUUGGCGCGACUUUUCGCGAAGUGAACGAGCUGAAAGCCAAGCGAAAUUAAAUGUGAAAAACAAGUGUGCAUGGCAGGCGGCAGAGAAAGAGAGAAAUAAGGUGCAUAUGUGCAGCAAGUGUAACGAUACCCAAUACCCGGGCUAAAGCUGUAGAAAAAAUAAUAAAAAACACAAAAGAAACAACAACAAAUAAUACCCCUUAGUGGCCAGCAGCCAUGUCUACGAAACUGGAGCAGCAGCACUCGAAGCCCAUUCUGAGUCCAACUCGAUCCCUGGACGAAGGUUUCGAAAGUGAUCCGGAUCGGGUUUCCACCGAUUCGGAGCAUCAGACAAGUGGAACCACUAGCACCAGCACUUGCAACAACAGCAAUGCAGCCAAUACGGUCAGCAACAACAAUGCCAGCAAGCUGGCGCAGCUUAGUUCGGCGGCAACUGGGGGCGCCACUAAGACGACGUCCGGAGCGACUGCUUCCAGCCCCUCAAUGGUGAACUCCGGAAAUGUCAGGGGCGCACUCACUUUGGCCGCCCCCCAGCUGCAGAGGCGGGAAUUCUUUGCCAAGGAUCAGGGGAAACUAAGGCAUCAAGCACCCCCACAACAGCCACGCCUCCAGUACCAAAAACAACGACAGCCCCUCGUUCCCAGUGCCGCCUCCAGUGUCCACAAUCACCGGUUAACCGCGUCGAUGCAGCAGGGAUCUUCGGGAUUGGGCAACAGUAGCCUGGGAACCGGAACUGGCACUGCUAACUACCGGCGCGGACGUCGGCUCCACGUAAAUCCACCUCGAAACGGCAUUAGAUCCCAUUCGGUGGACGCCAUUUCGCGGCACAAUCGCCACGGCUACGAUCCCAGUAGCUUGAUCCUGAAGCACGACGGAAAUGGCAAUAUAAGCAGCAGCAAUGCCGGUGCCACCGCCACCCGUAUGCUGAACUACAAGUCACCGGGCGGAGGCACUGCAGCCGGGGCACCGGCAGCCGGACAGGCUCUACUCGUCCAACCGAUUUCUAGUGCCACCCUAUCUCCGCUGGUGGCAGCCGGCGUGGUCGAUGUGGUCGAGGGCGGCGGCUCCUCGCCGGUCAUCGCCUCGGCCACCCACAGCCUGUAUACCUUCUAUCCGGCGGAGGGGAAUCUCCAGGUGUGGCAGACGGAGUGCGGCGACCUCACCUACAAGUCCUCCCGAAAUAUGCAUCAACUCCACAAGGCACCCGUGUGCUGGACGCAGUCCAUUCCCAGGCAGGCCAGAAGAUACAUAACUCCGGCAGCAGCCGCCAAUGCAACGGCAACCGCAUCAACCUCAGCGGCAGGAGGCGUGGGUGCCACUAACUUGGCGGUUUAUCCCACAGCCACCGCCCAGGUUUAUCGCUCAAACAACGGCCUGGAUGUUCUGGACUGCGCUGGACUGGAGCAUCACAAUGCGGCCACCACUUCCGGUCACUCAGGCAGCGGCUUCUCCCAGCGCCUCAGGGAACUGGCCGCCUCCGCCGGACUGCUCUCCCUGAAGCCCCGCCAGCCCCUCAAGCCGGUGAUCAAGAUGCGUGGCUCGCCCGGACCGGAGUUCCCCAAGAAGGUCACCUUCAGUGCCUUUGCCACCGUGCAGGUGGUGUGAAGGGCGUGAACAGUGGGUCUAGCAUCUGUAGCAUCUGUGCAGGCACAGAGCAAGUUUCAUCUUGCACUUGUUAACGAUUAUUUGUUGUUGUUUUUAUAUUUGUUGCUGUUGUUAAAUGUUUAGCCAAAACUAUGGGAACCAUACACGGAGAAAAAUUCCUUAAAACAUUAAAAAAAAAAAACAUAAUAAAUUGUUGUGCCAUGUCUGUGGCUUGAAAUAAAAAUGAAAACCAUAUAGAAAUGAAUAAAACGCCCCAUAGCUAA